GUCCUGCCUUGCAGCAGGCGCGAGAGCAGGCGCUUGGGACGCGGGUUGGGGCAGGGGCCCCGGGACGUAGGGGGACGUCUGCGCGGUCCUGCGUCCCCGGGACAACCUGGCCUGGGCUCACCCACGGCCAGGCGCUCCGCGGAGGGCAGAAGCGGGCUGGGCCAGGCUCCUCAGCGCCAGGCCCGGGCCGCAGUGCCAACCCCGCAACGGCACCGGACAUGCAAGAGUCGGCGUCAGUGCGCGUGAAGCCGGAGCAUUAUCAGGCUCAGCCAAACACGGCCCGGUUCUUGGGCUUUCCGCUCUUUCUGUGGGGCAGAGAGGGAAAGAGGCCUCGAGUCGUGCGGGCUCCAGGCUCCGGGCUCUGGGUGAGGCCUGAUCCCUGCUCCCACCCGGCCACCCUCAUUCUCCAGUUGUAUCCCCUGCCAGAGUCUGCAGCCUCGGGCCGCGGCGUGGUUGCCUGGGAAACGCUUGCGCCUGCGCAGGGCUUCCUAGGCGCUGGAGUCCGCCGGCGGCCUCGCCGCUGCCGGCCACUCACGGAGGAACUACUAUUCCCAGGAGACCGCGCGGUGGGUGGGGCGGGGUAGUGGGCGGGGCAUCGGCAGGCUAGGUUCUCUCCGCGCAGCGCCAGUCGCAGAGGAAGAUGGCGCCGCGGAGGGUCAGGUCGUUUCUGCGCGGGCUCCCGGCGCUGCUGCUGCUGCUGCUUUUCCUCGGGCCCUGGCCCGCGGCGAGCCACGGCGGCAAGUACUCGCGGGAGAAGAACCAGCCCAAGCCGUCCCCGAAACGCGAGUCCGGAGAGGAGUUCCGCAUGGAGAAGUUGAAUCAGCUCUGGGAGAAGGCCCAGCGGCUGCAUCUUCCUCCCGUGAGGCUGGCCGAGCUCCACGCUGAUCUGAAGAUACAGGAGAGGGACGAACUCGCCUGGAAGAAACUAAAGCUUGACGGCUUGGACGAAGAUGGGGAGAAGGAAGCGAGACUCAUACGCAACCUCAAUGUCAUCUUGGCCAAGUAUGGUCUGGACGGAAAGAAGGACGCUCGGCAGGUGACCAGCAACUCCCUCAGUGGCACCCAGGAAGACGGGCUGGAUGACCCCAGGCUGGAAAAGCUGUGGCACAAGGCGAAGACCUCUGGGAAAUUCUCCAGCGAAGAACUGGACAAGCUCUGGCGGGAGUUCCUGCAUCACAAAGAGAAAGUUCACGAGUACAAUGUCUUGCUGGAGACUCUGAGCAGGACCGAAGAAAUCCACGAGAAUGUCAUUAGCCCCUCGGACCUCAGCGACAUCAAGGGCAACGUCCUGCACAGCAGGCACACGGAGCUGAAGGAGAAGCUGCGCAGCAUCAACCAGGGCCUGGACCGCCUGCGCAGGGUCAGCCACCAGGGCUACAGCACUGAGGCCGAGUUCGAGGAGCCCAGGGUGAUUGACCUGUGGGACCUGGCGCAGUCCGCCAACCUCACGGACAAGGAGCUGGAGGCGUUCCGGGAGGAGCUCAAACACUUCGAAGCCAAAAUCGAGAAGCACAACCACUACCAGAAGCAGCUGGAGAUUGCGCACGAGAAGCUGAGGCACGCAGAGAGCGUGGGCGACGGCGAGCGUGUGAAGAAGCAUCUGCAGGACCUGUCCAGCAGGAUCUCCAGAGCUCGGCACAACGAACUCUGAAGGCAUUGGGGAGCCCAGCCCGGCAGGGAAGAGGCCAGCGUGAAGGACCUGGGCUCUUGGCCGUGGCAUUUCCGUGGACAGCCCGCCGUCAGGGUGGCUGGGGCUGGCACGGGUGUCGAGGCAGGAAGGAUUGUUUCUGGUGACUGCAGCCGCUGCCGUCGCGACACAGGGCUUGGUGGUGGUAGCAUUUGGGUCUGAGAUCGGCCCAGCUCUGACUGAAGGGGCUUGGCUUCCACUCAGCAUCAGCGUGGCCGUCACCACCCCAUUGAGGACCUCGAUGUCCAGCUGCUGUCAGGUCUGAUAGUCCUCUGCUAAAACAACACGAUUUACAUAAAAAAUCUUACACAUCUGCCACCGGAAAUACUAUGCACAGAGUCCUUAAAAAAUAGAGUGCAGUAUUUAAACCA
Messenger RNA from Pan troglodytes (chimpanzee), 2058 nucleotides. RefSeq names its product LDL receptor related protein associated protein 1 (gene LRPAP1). The transcript has 8 exons. The record is from RefSeq and is a predicted model, not a curated record. Gene Ontology annotation, cellular component: endosome; cis-Golgi network; rough endoplasmic reticulum lumen. The coding region runs from base 641 to 1651 and encodes 336 amino acids. Gene Ontology annotation, biological process: negative regulation of very-low-density lipoprotein particle clearance; negative regulation of receptor internalization. Gene Ontology annotation, molecular function: lipase binding; very-low-density lipoprotein particle receptor binding; receptor antagonist activity. Lineage: Eukaryota; Metazoa; Chordata; Mammalia; Primates; Hominidae.